AUGACCAACAACACGGUGGAUAGAGAUUACUUCCUCAUGGAAUUCUCUGACAGCAAGCAGCUCCAGGUGCUCCAGGGCUUCCUGUUUCUGCUGAUUUACUUGGUGUCACUCAUAGGGAACCUUUUCAUCAUCAUGCUUGUCACUGUGGACCGGUGUCUUCACACCCCCAUGUACUUCUUCCUGAAGAACUUGUCCUUCCUUGAUCUGUGCUUCAUUUCAGCCACAGUCCCAAAGCUCAUUCUCAGCUCUUUGUCUCAUAGGAGCACUAUCUCUUUCCCAGGAUGUGUGUGCCAGGUCUUGUUUGUGGUUUCCUUUGUUGCAUCUGAAACGUCCCUACUCACAGCCAUGUCCUAUGACCGCUAUGUGGCCAUCUGUCGCCCGCUACACUAUGAGACUAUCAUGAACAGGAGAGUCUGUGUGCAAAUAGUAGCUGCCUCUUGGUUAUUUGGAAGUUUUUUGGGGGCCUUAUAUUCAUAUGGCACCUUCUCUUUACCUUUCUGUGGCUCCAGAAAUGUACCACAGUUCUUCUGUGACAUCCCUUCUCUACUGAAGAUUUCUUGUUCAAAGAUGCAUGUCACCAUUGACAUUAGUGUCACCUUUGGAAUCGUGUGUGGAUUUUUCUUCUUAGUGUGCAUAGUGUCUUCGUAUGUUUACAUUUUCAAUACAGUACUAAGAAUGCCCUUGUCACAAGGGAGGUCAAAAGCCUUUUCUACCUGCAUGCCCCAUCUCAUAGUUGUCACCACAUUUUUAGUCACAGCUGUCACUGCCUAUUUGAAACCAGUUCCUGAUUCCCCACAGCUUUGGGACUUUUUGAUAUCUUUUUUCUAUUCUGUGAUGCCUCCAUCUAUGAAUCCUAUAAUAUACAGCCUAAGGAACAAGGAAAUCAAAGUAGCUUUGUGGAACUUUUUAUGGAAACUGAAUCAUUAUGCGUUUUAUAGGGGAAAGCAUUCAUAG
Nannospalax galili (Upper Galilee mountains blind mole rat) is the source of this 954-nucleotide messenger RNA. RefSeq names its product olfactory receptor 14K1-like. The transcript has a single exon. NCBI's taxonomy places the organism in Eukaryota, Metazoa, Chordata, Mammalia, Rodentia, Spalacidae. Gene Ontology annotation, cellular component: membrane. The coding region runs from base 1 to 954 and encodes 317 amino acids. Gene Ontology annotation, molecular function: G protein-coupled receptor activity; olfactory receptor activity. Gene Ontology annotation, biological process: G protein-coupled receptor signaling pathway. The record is from RefSeq and is a predicted model, not a curated record.